UUCAGCAAGUACAAGUUUUCCAUUCAUAUACUAUUAGUAAUAAUAACUAUUUCCUUACUAUUGCUAUUUGCUAAGAAAGGAUGGGUUUGAGGGGUAAAUUAGUUGCUCAUUUGGAGGUCAAGUGUGGUGGAGAAUUAUUUCAUGAUCACUUCAACUCUAAACCUCACCAUAUCCCUAAUAUAAGUGAUAAGAUAAACCAUUUUGAGGUUCAUGAAGGUGAAUUAGGAAGUGUUGGUACUCUUGUUGAAUGGAGAUUACACUAUGAGGGGGAAGAGAGGGUGUUGAAGCAAGUUAUUGAUCACAUAGACGAAGAAAAGAAAAGAAUCACCUUCAAAUUUAUUGGAGGAUAUUUUAUGGAAUUAUACAAGGAACUUAGUACUACUUUGGAUGUUGAAGAGAAUUGGAUAUCAUGGACAUUUGAGUAUGAGAAGCAAAAUGAAGAUGUCCCAGAGCCCAUCACACUUUUGGGAAUUGCCAUUGAUCUCAUGAAAGACAUUGAUUCACACCAUCACAACAAAUGAUACAAUCAUUAUGUGGGAAUAUUUUCUAUCUUUUAAGAUCAAGGAUAAAAUCUUUGUUUAUGUUAUUGUUUUUUUUUUUUUUUUUUUUUUUUUUUUCAGAUUCCUCUUAUGAAAUUACAUUGCGUAUCGUGUUGUUGUUAUUGUCGUUGGUGUUAUAAUUUCAUGUGUUUUAUAUAUAAGACAAUCUCUCUCUCUUUUAAGAUAGAGAUAA
Messenger RNA from Capsicum annuum, 732 nucleotides. Its product is annotated as kirola. The transcript has 2 exons. NCBI's taxonomy places the organism in Eukaryota, Viridiplantae, Streptophyta, Magnoliopsida, Solanales, Solanaceae. The coding region runs from base 81 to 521 and encodes 146 amino acids. The record is from RefSeq and is a predicted model, not a curated record. Gene Ontology annotation, biological process: defense response.